GCAGUUCCAUGAACUUCAGCGAAGAAAACUCUACUUACAUCGCCCUGGAGAAAAUUGUUAAUGAAAAACAGCUACUAAACGAUUUAAAAUACGUAGCUGAUUUCAAGCACACUGGACAGCUCGAGGUUUACCAUUCCCUGUUGAAUAAGUACUGUCCCAAACGCUUAGCAUUCUCGUACGCUGGGAUGGCUGCUAGGACGCAACUAGCUGUGCUUGACCACAACUCGGCUGUAAAACGACAACAAGCCACUACAUCCGAUGGGAGGUUGAAGUUCAAAGUUUCUUUCACCAAAAUUACGAAGGAGUGGGUGGCAAAAAAGUUAAUGGAUCCGAAAGAAAAAAAAUACCAAGAGGACUUGAUGAAGGAAGUGUUUGAUUUGGUUCAAAAAAUCAAAGCUCCUAUAUUUUUUAAGUUGCCUGAAACACCCAGAAAUAUUGCAUUAAAAAUAAACCUGAGAAGGAAGUUGUUGUCUCGAAUAUGCGUUCAAGAUUUACCUAAAAGUAACCCCCUGGUUUAUAAAUGAUAUUUAGCAUUACAUCAAGAAACGCUUAUUUUACAAUUCCGGGGGACAUUUGUUAUAUUUUGAA
Messenger RNA from Hydractinia symbiolongicarpus, 588 nucleotides. RefSeq lists its product as uncharacterized. Bases 9 to 524 code for a protein of 171 amino acids. The record is from RefSeq and is a predicted model, not a curated record. The transcript has a single exon. Lineage: Eukaryota; Metazoa; Cnidaria; Hydrozoa; Anthoathecata; Hydractiniidae.